AGACACAGCGGUACCACCUACCCGGAGUCGGAGCCGUCAGCUUCGCUCAGUACCGCUCCAACUGUGACGCCGGCCGGUCCGACUCCGCCGCCCGCCCGCCGCCGAGCCGCGCUGUGCCGUCAGUGAGGUGCCGAGGAACUUAGGCUCAUCAGUGGGCAAUACGGGUAAAGACGAGUGCUGAUUGUUAGUCAGAGUCAGUACAAAGUACAUACCAGCAGGAUUAAGAUCGGGAUUUCGAUUCACGUAUUCGCUGGUCAGUGAUAUCGAUCAUCUGAAAACAAGACGCGGCAAGGUGGUCACUGGUCAGACCUCAUCACUUCCAACAUCUUCAGAGGGUUCCAGCUCACCGAUCUAGUCAGCCAGCACUCAGAGUGGCAGCUGAUAUUGUCGACCGACACCUGACCGAGCCGGGAGAGGCUGUCAGUCGCGUGGACCGCCUCCAGCCGGGACUAUAACGGUCUCUCAGCUCCACCGACCACAGUCGUCAGGAUGGCGUCUGUUCUCUCCGCCGCUAUCUGCGCGCUGCUGCUGCUGUCACCAGCCGCUGCCAUCAACGUGCUCAUCUUACACCCGGUGUACGCCGGCAGCCACGAGCUAACGCUGCGGGUACUCGGUGAACAGAUGGUGGCGCGCGGACACAACGUCACCCAGAUCAGAUUUUUGAGCCGGAAAUCGAAGCCGGUCGACUCACCCGUGGAGCUUCUGAGCCGGACGGUCAACAACACGGACCUGCGCUCGUCGUACUUUGACCGUGAUGGGGUGUUCGUUCCCCCGACCGACCUGCUGUGGCAACGCACCCGGCGCCUGUCCAGCCUACCCACCGACGUUUUCUCCAUGACACACGCCUUCUGCGAGAGCCUGCUGGGUGACCACCACCUGUUCGAGUCGCUGCGUCAGCGCCGCUUUGACGUAGCGCUGGUCGACAUCAUCUCCAACGAGUGCGGUCUGGCGCUGGCCGCAGCGCUGAAGCUGCCCGUGGUCGGCUUCUGGGGCUUCAGCUUUGUCGGCGGAGAGAGUCACGCCACGUCCACGAUGAACCUGCCGUCUGUGACGCCCACCUUCCUGUCCGACACGGGACCUCAGAUGGGCUUCACGGCUCGCCUCUACAACACGCUCUGCAUGAUCGUACACAAGGUGCUGCUACAGGUUCAGUUCCGAAUCGCCAACGAGUACAUCCAGAGGCACUACCCGACGCUGCCAGACGCAGCCACCUUGGUGAACAACAUCGACAUGGUACUGGUGCACUCCAACUUCCUGGCGUCACAGCCGGUCCUGCUGCCGCCCAACGUCCAAAUGAUUGGCUGUACCCAGUGCAGGGACGCCAGACCGCUGCCCAAGGACUACGAGGAUUUCAUGCAGAGCGCCGGUGAGCACGGCGUAAUUGUCUUCAGUCUGGGCAUCACCGGCUACGAGGCGCUCUCGGUUCCGGACGACUACAUCGAGGCCUUCAUGAACGUCUUCGGCCGGCUCAAGCAGAAGGUGCUGAUGAGGUUCACUGCGUCCCGUUUGAAGAGGGUCCCGUCCAAUGUCAAGGUCGUUGACUACCUUCCUCAGAUCGAUGUUCUCGGUCACAACCAGACCCGAGUGUUUGUCACUCACUGUGGCAUGAACGGUAUGAUGGAGGCCUUCUACGCAGGAGUUCCGCUGCUUGGAGUACCUAUCUUCGGCGACCAGGGAGACAACUCAAAGUUUAUGCAUCAUCGCGAGCUUGGCAUUGGGCUGGACAAGUUCGGUCUGACCGAAGAAAUUCUGAUGGACUCCCUCAAUAAGCUUCUUUAUACUAACAAGUACCGGGAUAACGUGCGGCGCGUGCGCGACAUCUGGCGGAUGGAGCCGGAGUCGGCCACGGACCGCGCCCUACACUGGAUCGAGCUUGUGUCGCGGUUCGGCGCGCCCAGCCACCUGAGGAUGGUGGACGGUCACCUGCGCUGGUACCAGUACUGGCUACUGGACGUGGCAGCGGUAUACGCCGCUGUCCUCCUGGCUGCGGUGAUGGCGGUAGUGCUCGGAGUGCGCGGCUGCCUCCGACGUCUGACCGGAAAGGCCGUGACGACGCCGGUCAGCCCGCGGAAGACCAAGACGAAGAAGCAGUAGUGGGUGUGAGGGACGGCAGGGUAACGGGCCUGGGUCAGGGAGGUGAAUCUCUGCUCAGUGAGCGUCCUAAGCGUCAGUGUUCAGCAGGGCCGUCUGAAGGCACUCAGGAUGAUUAAAUGUUGCGAGGUGUGUGUGAAUAAGGGGAUGAGCGUGAAUGAUGUAUCAGAGAUAUACUUUGGAUGAGUUGGUCGCUUCACGUUGGUGUGCUUGUAGCGGUUGUCACAUAAGUUGGUACAUAUGUAGUUCCGUAUCAAAUUAACUCCACGCUCUGAAGCUACACGACAGCAUAUUAUAUAUAGCAAGCAGUGGCCUUUCACUGCAUUUUCACCUCCUAUAGCGGUUUGACGUAUGCAGCCAUGCCGUUUGCUGUCACCAUAUCACUACCAGUACAUGCAUCUAUUUAUUGGUUAGAACUGUUAGAUGUACAUAUGUCUAACAGUUAGAUGUAUGUAGGUUGCUUCAUUUGUCUUGUGUCUACCAUGAAUAUUGUUUGAUUGCUAGUUUUUAAUCGUAAUGCUCUUGGGAACCUUUAUUACACCUUUGUUUUCAAGUUUUAUUUUCUAACUUUAAGAUGCUUUUAAUUGUUAACUGCCUCCCAAUAGGUUAGAAAUAAAUAUCAGUAUUGUUUCAGGACGCAGUGAUGCUGCCAAUGGCCAUGCUAUUUAUCGUGUCAGACAUUGUAAUGUUUAUUCACAUUUGAUGAGAACACAGAAAAAAAUUCUAAAUAGCCAUUUGGCUAUUUAGAAUAUUUGUUUUUGUGUUUUCAUCGAGUGUGAGUAAAUUGCCAUGCUAUUGAUCAGUAUUUCGUAUUUAUUCUUCAUCCGACAUAACAAACGUUGAGAAACUUUAUAUCGUAGUUCUACUACAUUGUUCUACAUUUUCUGCAUGGUAUCUGUCACAUGAAUAUAUUGCCAUUUUGAGUCGGCCACCGAA
This is a messenger RNA of Amphibalanus amphitrite, 3027 nucleotides long. Its product is annotated as UDP-glucuronosyltransferase 1A9-like. The transcript has 11 exons. The coding region runs from base 490 to 2094 and encodes 534 amino acids. Lineage: Eukaryota; Metazoa; Arthropoda; Thecostraca; Balanomorpha; Balanidae. The record is from RefSeq and is a predicted model, not a curated record. Gene Ontology annotation, molecular function: UDP-glycosyltransferase activity.